AUGAGAGAUGAAAUUGCAACCACAGUUUUCUUUAUCAAGAGGUUGGCAAAAAAACAUGAGAAACUGAGUAAACAGGAAAUACAAGACUUUGCAGAAAAACUGAUGAUAAUUUUGUUUGAAACUUACAGAAAUCACUGGCAUUCUGAUUGCCCAUCAAAAGGGCAAGCCUUCAGGUGUAUCAGGAUAAACAGUUAUCAGAAUAAAGAUCCCAUUCUAGAAAGGGCUUGUGCUGAAAGCAAUGUGGAUUUUUCUCAUCUGGGACUUCCAAAGGAGAUGACCAUAUGGGUAGAUCCCUUUGAAGUGUGCUGUAGGUAUGGUGAGAAAAGCCAGCCAUUUACAAUUGCUUCUUUUAAAAACAGAUGGGAGGGAUGGGAACUAUCUCAACGAAUUAAUAAGAUUGUUAAUAGAGCCACAUUAGACUACUCCUCUGGCACCAACUCCGAUGAUGAAAGUUGUAGCAAAGAACCCCAGAUAAUUCCUAAGGUCAGCAACCCUAACAGCAUUUAUCAGGUUGAAAACUUGAAACAGCACUUUCAGUCUUGGUUCCAAAUCCCCCGCAAAAAGAAUAUGAGUGUCGGCCAUGUCAGCUUCCUAGGAGAGGCUUAUAUGUCACGUAAGAGCUACAGGACUGCUCCUAUGUUGGUAGGACACCGGGUAGAUAGGUACCAUUGGGUCAACACAAACAGACGAAACUGUGACUAA
Messenger RNA from Chrysochloris asiatica (Cape golden mole), 702 nucleotides. It is a transcript of the gene BTG4, whose product is annotated as B-cell translocation gene 4. Gene Ontology annotation, biological process: negative regulation of cell population proliferation; negative regulation of mitotic cell cycle. Gene Ontology annotation, cellular component: cytoplasm; nucleus. The coding region runs from base 1 to 702 and encodes 233 amino acids. NCBI's taxonomy places the organism in Eukaryota, Metazoa, Chordata, Mammalia, Afrosoricida, Chrysochloridae. The record is from RefSeq and is a predicted model, not a curated record. The transcript has 4 exons.